UCUUCUGUUCUCUUCUGUUGCACUUCUGCCCAAUAGAAGAAAGCAAAUAACAAAUGAAAUUGGCUUCAACGAAUGAAUGAAAAGUGUUGUGGUGCUGGUACCCUUAACUUUCCUUCUCAUUAAAAAAAAUCCCACUUCCCUCGCAAUUUAAAAACGUCUUCUUUCCUCGCCGCAAAUGCACUUCGCGGUUCCCAUUCAAAACCCUCCUUUCUUUACUUCCCUUCUUUCUCUUGAGCUUCAAGAAUAAACUAAUAUCAAACCAAUCAAGUGAGUGAGUGAGUGGCUGGCUGAAUUGGUAAUUUCAGCCAGCCAAUCAGGAACUGACACAUGGAAACUGCACCCGCUUGCUUCUUCUGCGGUGGAAUCCCUGCAACUGCAACUGCCACAGCGACAUCAACUCCGAAUUCUGUGCCUUUCCGUUGUACCGUUAGAGUUCCCUUCUCUUCUUCGUUUGCCUCGCUCUGCCUGUUAGCUCGUACCAGGCACGGCGGCGGCGGCGGUGGCGCUUCUGUUUUUCGCUCUUUGUUCUCGUCGUCGUCUUCGUCGGUCACCGGCCUCGGCCUAAUUCGAAGCGCCGCUAACAGCGAAACGAAGCUCCCGGCUCCAAGUAACGCUAAACGAAGUAGAAGAAGAACGCGAACGCGAACUGUUUCUCCUCCUACUCCUCGGCCUCCGUCUCCGGAGAAAACUAACAGUAACGGUAACGGUAACAGCAAUGAGAAUGGGGAUCCUCUCGGGUGGAAGGAUCUUGGGAAGAGUGUUGUGAGAUGGAUUAGGGAGGGCAUGAGGGCCAUGGCGUUGGAUUUCGCGGCGGCGGAGUUGCAGGGGGAAGUGGAAUUCGGUGAGCUGAGUCAGCGAAUGGGGCCUGGUCUGACUUUUGUGAUCGAGGCUCAGCCUUAUCUGAACGCUGUUCCGAUGCCACUUGGGCUUGAAGUGAUGUGCUUCAAGGCCUGCACACACUACCCAACUCUCUUUGAUCACUUCCAGAGGGAGCUUCGGGAGGUUCUCCAGGACCUUCAGAAUAAGUCCUUGCUCCAAGACUGGCGCCAAACGCAGUCUUGGAAGCUGCUUAAAACUCUCGCCAAUUCAGCUCAGCAUCGAGCAGUGGCCAGAAAGAUAGUCCAUCCCCUGCCCAAGACUGUCCAAGGUGUUUUAGGAAUGGACUUGGACAAGGUCAAAGCAAUGCAGCAGAGGAUUGAGGAUUUCACCAACCGCAUGUCUGAACUACUCCGUAUUGAAAGGGAUGCUGAAUUGGAGUUCACUCAGGAGGAAUUGGAUGCUGUUCCUAGGCCUCUGGAUGAUGCUUCCGACCCCUCAAGACCGAUUGAGUUCUUGGUUAGCCAUAGCCAGCCUCAGCAAGAACUCUGUGACACCAUUUGCAACUUAACUGCCAUCAGUACCUCUACCGGACUUGGGGGAAUGCAUUUGGUGUUGUUCAAGGUUGAAGGUAACCAUCGAUUACCACCUACUACUCUUUCACCUGGAGAUAUGGUUUGUGUCAGAACAUGUGACAGCAGGGGUGCAGUUACAACAUCUUGCAUACAAGGAUUUGUGAACAAUCUUGGGGAUGAUGGCUGCAGUAUUAUUAUUGCUCUAGAGUCACGCCAUGGUGAUCCUACGUAUAGUGGAAAUAUUUUGUGUUAUAUUUCUUGCUUCCAGCGCAACUGUGAAGCUCUAAUGCUGCUUCAGAAGAAUGGCUUGCGGAAGAAGAAUCCUUCAAUUGCUGUUGUAGCUACACUCUUUGGAGAAGAGGAAGAUGUCACAUGGCUUGAGAAGAACAAUUUUGUUGACUGGGAAGAAGAAAAAUUAAAUGGACUGCUAGAAAAUGAAACAUUCGAUAGUUCUCAGCAGCGAGCAAUUGCAUUGGGUUUGAAUAAGAAGAGACCUGUAUUGGUUAUCCAAGGGCCUCCGGGUACAGGCAAGACUGGUUUGCUCAAGCAACUUAUAGUAUGUGCCGUUCAACAAGGUGAAAGGGUUCUAGUGACGGCACCUACGAAUGCAGCUGUUGAUAACAUGGUUGAAAAGCUUUCAAAUGUUGGAUUAAAUAUUGUCCGAGUUGGAAAUCCUGCUCGUAUUUCAAAAGCUGUGGGAUCAAAGUCUUUGGGUGCAAUUGUAAAUUCAAAGCUUGCAAGUUUUCGAGAAGAGUAUGAAAGGAAAAAGUCAAAUCUAAGGAAGGAUCUAAGACUUUGUUUAAAGGACGAUUCACUAGCUGCAGGCAUACGGCAACUUCUGAAACAGCUGGGAAGGUCUCUCAAGAAAAAAGAAAAACAGACUAUGAAUGAAGUUUUAUCUAGUGCGCAGGUUGUGCUUGCCACUAAUACUGGAGCAGCUGAUCCCUUGAUUCGAAGGCUAGAUGCUUUUGACUUGGUUGUCAUAGAUGAAGCGGGACAAGCAAUUGAACCAUCUUGUUGGAUUCCUAUAUUGCAGGGAAAGCGCUGUAUUCUUGCUGGCGAUCAAUGCCAACUUGCUCCUGUCAUAUUGUCCAGACAGGCCUUAGAAGGUGGCCUAGGAAUAUCACUACUGGAGAGAGCUACAGCUUUGCACGAAGGGAUUCUAACCACCAGGCUAACAACACAAUACCGUAUGAAUGAUGCAAUUGCUAGUUGGGCCUCAAAGGAGAUGUACGGAGGAUUGUUGAAGUCUUCUGAGUCUGUCUUUUCUCAUCUUCUUGUAGACUCUCCUUUUGUUAAGCCUACUUGGAUAACCCAAUGUCCACUGCUAUUGCUUGAUACAAGAAUGCCAUAUGGAAGUCUGUCGGUUGGUUGCGGAGAGCAUCUGGACCCAGCAGGAACGGGCUCAUUUUAUAAUGAAGGAGAAGCUGAUAUAGUUCUGCAGCACGUCGUUUCCUUGGUUUAUGCUGGUGUUAACCCAGCUGCCAUUGUGGUGCAGUCCCCUUAUGUCGCUCAAGUGCAGCUUCUGAGGGACAUGCUUGAUGAGGUACCUGAAGCUGCUGGUACUGAGGUUGCAACCAUUGAUAGUUUUCAAGGUCGCGAAGCUGAUGCAGUAAUUUUAUCCAUGGUACGGUCAAACACAUUGGGAGCUGUUGGAUUCCUUGGUGAUAGCAGAAGAAUCAAUGUUGCCAUCACAAGGGCACGCAAACAUGUAGCCGUGGUCUGUGACAGCUCAACAAUAUGCCACAACACCUUCCUGGCAAGACUUCUGCGUCACAUUCGACACUUUGGUCGGGUGAAGCAUGCAGAACCAGGUAGUUUUGGGGGUUCUGGACUAGGGAUGAACCCCACAUUACCCUCCAUUAAUUAGUGUUGCAUCAAUAGCACUAAAGUUCAUGGCCUUUCACGUGGCCAAAACUUAUAAUGUAUAUAGCAAUUCUUGAAUUUCAUAUUUGUAUACAAAGUACAGCUUGCGCAUGAAAAAUAGCAGAAUGCUUCAUAGCCAAUAUACACAUUGGCAAAAUCUGAUAGGAAUACUUAAGUUUUAAAACAAAUUAA
Messenger RNA from Arachis duranensis, 3449 nucleotides. RefSeq lists its product as uncharacterized. The coding region runs from base 328 to 3261 and encodes 977 amino acids. Gene Ontology annotation, molecular function: ATP hydrolysis activity; 5'-3' DNA helicase activity. The record is from RefSeq and is a predicted model, not a curated record. The transcript is spliced from 7 exons. Lineage: Eukaryota; Viridiplantae; Streptophyta; Magnoliopsida; Fabales; Fabaceae.